GGUCAAUGGAACCAGUACCGAACCGAUACGGCACCAGGGGGUCAAUGGAACCAGUACCGAACCGAUACGGCACCAGGGGGUCAAUGGAACCAGUACCGAACCGAUACGGCACCAGGGGGUCAAUGGAACCAGUACCGAACCGAUACGGCACCAGGGGGUCAAUGGAACCAGUACCGAACCGAUACGGCACCAGGGGGUCAAUGGAACCAGGACCGAACCGAUACGGCACCAGGGGGUCAAUGGAACCAGUACCGAACCGAUACGGCACCAGGGGGUCAGCGGAACCAGUACCGAACCGAUACGGCACCAGGGGGUCAGCGGAACCAGUACCGAACCGAUACGGCACCAGGGGGUCAGCGGAACCAGUACCGAACCGAUACGGCACCAGUGGGUCAAUGGAACCAGGACCGAACCGAUACGGCACCAGGGGGUCAGCGGAACCAGUACCGAACCGGUACGGCACCAGGGGGUCAGCGGAACCAGUACCGAACUGAUAUGGCACCAAUGGGUCAAUGGCACCGUUGGGUCAACGGCACCUUUGGGUCAGUGGCACCAUUGGGUCAAUGGCACCAUUGGGUCAGCGGCACCAUUGGGUCAACGGAACCAAUACAGAACCAAUAUGGCACCGUUGCGUCAAUGGCACCAUUGGGUCAGCAGCACCAUUGGGUCAACAGAACCAAUGCAGAACCGAUAUGGCUCCAGUGGGUCAAUGGCACCGUUGGGUCAGCGGCACCAUUGGGUCAACGGCACCAUUGGGUCAACAGAACCAAUACGGCACUGAUAUGGCACCAUUGGGUCAACGGCACUGUUGGGUCAACAGCACCAUUGGGUCAGCGGCACCAUUGGGUCAACGGAACCAAUACAGAACCAAUAUGGCACCUUUGGGUCAAUGGCACCAUUGGGUCAAUGGCACCAUUGGGUCAGCAGCACCAUUGGGUCAACGGAACCAAUGCAGAACCGAUAUGGCUCCAGUGGGUCAAUGGCACCGUUGGGUCAACGGCACCGUUGGGUCAGCGGCACCAUUGGGUCAACGGAACCAAUACAGAACCAAUAUGGCACCGUUGGGUCAAUGGCACCAUUGGGUCAGCAGCACCAUUGGGUCAACGGAACCAAUGCAGAACCGAUAUGGCUCCAGUGGGUCAAUGGCACCGUUGGGUCAGCGGCACCAUUGGGUCAACGGCACCAUUGGGUCAACGGAACCAAUACAGAACCAAUAUGGCACCGUUGGGUCAACGGCACCAUUGGGUCAGCAGCACCAUUGGGUCAACGGAACCAAUGCAGAACCGAUAUGGCUCCAGUGGGUCAAUGGCACCGUUGGGUCAACAGCACCGUUGGGUCAACGGAACCAAUAUGGAACCAAUAUGGCACCAGUGGAUCAAUGGCACCAUUGGGUCAAUGGCACCAAUAUGGCACCAAUAUGGCGCCAGUGGGUCAACGGCACCGUUGGGUCAAUGGUACCAUUGGGUCAAUGGCACUGUUGGGUCAGCGGUACCAUUGGGUCAACGGCACCAUUGGGUCAACGGCACCAUUGGGUCAGCAGCACCAUUGGGUCAACGGAACCAAUACGGAACCGAUAUGGCUCCAGUGGGUCAAUGGCACCGUUGGGUCAACGGCACCGUUGGGUCAGCGGCACCAUUGGGUCAAUGGCACCAUUGGGUCAGCGGCACCAUUGGGUCAACGGCAUCAUUACAGCUCCACCACGGUACCAUUGGGUCAACGGCACCAUUGGGUCAAUGACACCAUUGGGUCAACGGCGCCAUUACAGCUCCACCACAGUACCAUUGGGUCAAUGGCACCAAUACGGCACCAAUAUGGCACCAUUGGGUCAAUGACACUUUUGGGUCAAUGGCACCAAUACGGCACCAAUAUGGCACCAUUGGGUCAACGGCACCAUUGGGUCAACGACUCCAUUGGGUCAACGGCACCAUUGGGUCAACGGCACCAUUGGGUCAACGGUACCAUUGGGUCAAUGACUCCAUGGGGUCAACGGCACCAUUGGGUCAACGGCACCAUUGGGUCAAUGGCACCAAUACGGAACCAAUAUGGCACCAGUGGGUCAACGACUCCAUUGGGUCAACGGCACCAUUGGGUCAACGGCACCAUUGGGUCAAUGACUCCAUUGGGUCAACGGCACCAUUGGGUCAAUGACUCCAUUGGGUCAACGGCACCAAUAUGGCACCAUUGGGUCAACGGCACCAAUACGGCACCAUUGGGCCAACGGCUCCAUUACAGCUCCCCCACGGCACCAAUCGGGGGUGUCCCCAUUGUCCCCAUGGUGGUGGUGUCCCCAUCCCGGUGCUGUCCCCAUUGUCCCCAUGGUAAUGACCCCACAAAUCACGACGACCCCAAAUAG
Messenger RNA from Gallus gallus (chicken), 2353 nucleotides. RefSeq lists its product as uncharacterized. Bases 890 to 2353 code for a protein of 487 amino acids. The transcript has 6 exons. NCBI's taxonomy places the organism in Eukaryota, Metazoa, Chordata, Aves, Galliformes, Phasianidae. The record is from RefSeq and is a predicted model, not a curated record.